Messenger RNA from Ceraceosorus guamensis, 1101 nucleotides. RefSeq lists its product as hypothetical. The transcript is spliced from 6 exons. The coding region runs from base 1 to 1101 and encodes 366 amino acids. The record is from RefSeq and is a predicted model, not a curated record. NCBI's taxonomy places the organism in Eukaryota, Fungi, Basidiomycota, Exobasidiomycetes, Ceraceosorales, Ceraceosoraceae.
AUGAGAACCGAACGUCUUUCCGAGUCGCAACGUGACACUCAACGCGCACAAGUAGCUGAAGUAGUGCACGCAGAGACUUGCACCUGUGCCAUCCUCGAGCUGCCAUCGCUGACGCAGGAAGUACUUCAAUCGAUCAGCUUUCGCAAGCAAGUGCGUAGAGAGGCAGUGUGCCCUCGAGACAAAUUUGUCAAAAUCGAGGUGCACGAGGCAUUCGACUACCAAUUUUCCGAGUGGCUAUGCGUCAACUGCGCAACCACAUUUUGGAGUGCAAAAGAGAUAGUCAAGCACAUCUACGGCGGUGCAGCUCACAAUCCCAAAGGGUGUAACUGGGAGAAUGUGGGGGUCAGGGAGGUGGAGCACAGUCUCAACAAGCGCAAAAAAGCAUUUCAAUCCGCUGCCAACUUGACCCAAUUUCAAAAGCCGAGCGCAAAAAAUGCCAUGAAGAACUUCUUUGACGAGAUGGAGGGUUCGAACAUUUCGGCUCGCACUCACAGUGAAUCUGGCGUCAAGCGACCCUCGCGGCGGCCAUACGCGCAGCCAAGCUUUGUCCAUCGUCCCACCGCAAGGCUUUGCUUGGAGGUGGCAAAGCUGAAAUUUUCGAGGUGUACGAAUGCCUACAAGACACGCCUGCAUCUGUCAUCUUUCAAUCGAACAAGCGCUGUUCAUAAACCACUCCUGGCCAUCAACCACGCUCAACGUGCUUCGGUCAAUCCCUUCUACCUCUGCCCUUGCCUUCUACCCUCCCUGUUCAUCGGCAACAUGAUCAAACUACUCACCUGCAUGUCCCUCGUGAGCGUCUUGAUGACGAGCACCUCUGCUUGGGUCCAGCCUGGCUACGGGCUUUGGAAGCUCACAAGCAGCCUCACGCUCGACGAGACGGAAGCGCACGAUUACUGGGUGCAGGGCUGCACGGAAAAGUGGGGCAAGAAUGCCAGAGCUGAUUUUGCCUGGAUCGAAACGUCCAGGUACUAUGCCUUGUACUGUCAUCAAGCCGGAGACUAUGCCGGAUCGGACAAGACUUCGGAAACCAUCGACUAUGUCAACUUCAACGUACUUCCCAAAGACAAGGCCGAUUGGCGAGUUGAGGGGAUCCCGAUUUGA